This is a messenger RNA of Hemicordylus capensis (graceful crag lizard), 937 nucleotides long. It is a transcript of the gene TMEM141, whose product is annotated as transmembrane protein 141. Lineage: Eukaryota; Metazoa; Chordata; Lepidosauria; Squamata; Cordylidae. The record is from RefSeq and is a predicted model, not a curated record. The coding region runs from base 1 to 615 and encodes 204 amino acids. The transcript is spliced from 5 exons.
AUGGGGCUGCGCUUCGCUGGCAAGCAGGAAGGACAAGCAGAUCGCUGCGCAAAGAGGCGGGUCGGCGGCGUUGCCGCUGCAGGUUGUGCGCCCUCGGCGGCGGCGGCGCCGCCUCCUCCUCCUCCUCCUCCUCCUGCGCCCAUGGUGAACGUGGGGCUGUCGCGCGUGGACGAUGCUGUGGCGGCCAAGCACCCGGGGCUGCAGGAAUACACUGCCUGCCAGUCCUUUGCCUUCAUGAAGGGAAUUGGUGCCUUUAUCACAGGCACUGGGAUGGCUUUUGCGCUGCAGAAGUUCAACCGGAAGAUGCCCUACCCUCUCCAGUGGAACAUUUUCGUCUCUGUGGUGGUCGGUUCUGUCGCCAGCUAUGCCGUGACACGCUGGGAGACCAAGAAGUGCUCUGAUCUGUGGGUCUUCCUGGAGAGUGCCCCGUCCGCCCAGGAUGUGGCCAAAGGUGAACAGAGAGGGAUGCCAGAAGGAUACUUCAGUUCUGAUGAAAGUGCAGCAAAAGGGCGGCUAAGAGGACCGAAGGAGGCUGAGAAAGUACCUACUCUGGAGCCCAAAGAAAAGGCAGGGCCAGGCAUGAAGAGGAACAAGUAUGGGGAUGUUGUGGAAUAGCCAGAAUAUUCUACUGGUCAGGCGGAGCCUUGCUCUACGGGUUCAGCGUUUUAUCCUGUGAGUGCGGUUAGCGUAGUAAAUCCACCAAGCUUGAUGGACCUUGGAGUUGCUGAGAAAGUGGUGGAGAAAUUACAUGUUCUGAAGCUUGAUCCAGGCUCGGGAAAAUGUCAACAAAUCGUAAUGAGCUCUUGGGAAAGGAGUAGGGGAAUACACACACACACACCUCCAAAUCUCUGCCCAAGGACCAGUCUGGAUUUGAUUAAUGUGCUUACAUUGAUGCUUGUGCGGCCUGUUGGGAAGCAGAAUAAAGCUCUGAGAUGUU